This is a messenger RNA of Ostreococcus tauri, 1854 nucleotides long. Its product is annotated as unnamed product. The record is from RefSeq and is a predicted model, not a curated record. Bases 1 to 1854 code for a protein of 617 amino acids. Lineage: Eukaryota; Viridiplantae; Chlorophyta; Mamiellophyceae; Mamiellales; Bathycoccaceae. The transcript has a single exon.
AUGGACGCCCCGAAACCGAUCGCGGUGUCGACGCGAAUCGUUCGUCACCGACCGCGUUCGACGUCGAGACGCGAAGCGACCGAUCGACGGCGCACGACGACGAAUCCUCAAUCUAACGGUUUUUUGUCCCGCGAGCCAAAAGUCGACGUCGACGGCCGCGCACGUCUCGCGCGCUCGCGUUCGAGCUCGAUGGACGACAUGGAAACCGUAUCCGUGGACGUCGACGGUCGGAAGCCGUCGAAGUCGAAGUCGUUGCGAGAUUCAUUCGACGCGGUCCGAGGGGCGGUGCUCGCGCCGAGCGAGCCGCCGAGCGCCGCGUCGACGACGCGUUCGUUCACGACAAAGGUGCGGAGCGCGUUCACGGGAUUGGUCAAGGACGUGUCGAUGACAUUUGACGAGGCGUGGACGAACAGAGAGGAGCGUGAGGUGAGAGAGGACGCGAGGGAGCGGAAGAAGCGCGCGCGAACGCUGGUCGCCGAGCGGAAAAAGCGCGCGAGAGACGCGAAGAGUCGAGCGGAGCUUCGGGCGAUGCGCCCGGCGACUGAGGUGUGGACCAUGGGUGUACAUGAGAAGAACGCCAUCGGACUGGACUGCGAUGAGAUGCACUUCGUGCCGAUCGGUGAGGCGAGCGGAUGGAGCGCGGCGUUGUUGAGGUAUCGCGCGGACGGCGGAGCGGCGGAGACGACGACGCGACGACCGAUCAUCAUGGUCCCAGGGUGUGCGUCGAACGCGAUGACGUUUGAUGUGGAUAAAUCAGUUAGUCUUGCGAGAUAUCUCUCGGAGCGAGGACAUGAGGUUUGGAUCGUGGAGUCACGCGGCGUUGGGUACGCGCGAAGGUGGAGUCGCCCUCGUUCAGAUUACGUCAACUUUAUCAAGGUUGACGACGGCGAUGGCGUUGAGAGAGAGGUUGAGGUGCCAAAGAUGCGCUCUGUGGGAUUCGGACUUUGGGAUUUCGACACGCUUCUCAACGAGGAUUUGUUUUGCGCGUGCGAGUAUGUUGCUCGUGUCGGCGGUCGUGGCGAUUUGGCGGGCGUCGGGCACUCCAUGGGUGGCAUGCUCGUUGGCGCGCUCGCAGCAAUCGGGCCUAAGCCGAGUGACAUCGGUGUGAGCUCAUCAUGGUCCAUGACGCGCGUGUGCACGAUCGCUUCGUGCCUCGAGUGUUCUGAAGAGAGCGAUCCCGAGUCGCCGGUAUCCGUAUACGCUCGAUUCUCGGCGAUGGCCGGACAUCUCCCGCGCGGUCUCACGGCGAAUCCGAGCACGACGUUCGUACAUUUGCCGAUAGCACCCGCAAGCGUGGCCACGGCUGAGGCGUUCCAAUUCGUACUCGGCCCGCCACCGCCAAUCGACGGCUCCAAGCCGGAUCCCGCCAAGGCGUUUUGGCAAAAUUCAGUGUCGCCAGUAACGUGUCAUCCUGGCGCCACCGACCCGGAAUUCCUCCGCCGUUUACUCUUGAGGGGAUUCGAUAACGUCCCGCUGUCGCUCUUGAUACAGAUGGCGACGCUCUUCACCCCAGGAGGCAUGCGUAGUCGCGACCCGACGAUGGGCGUCGACGAAUCCGCGGGCGUCCGAGCCAAACUCACGCGCGACGGCGAGCGAUUCCGCUAUAUCGACGAGCUCGCCGCCGCUCAAGUUCCCUCUCUCGCGGUCACCGGCGACGUGGACCCGAUCUUUCCUCCAAACCAAGUCAGGGCGUACGCUAAGAAAAUCGGUGCCGAGUGUCAUGUCUUCGGCGACAUUGACGCCCCACGAGACGACCCCGACGCUCACUUCAGCCACUACGACGUCAUCUGCGGAAGACACGCGCGGGAAAGAGUCUUCCCAACCAUCGCCCGCUUCUUUUUAGAGCUCGACUGA